Messenger RNA from Acanthosepion pharaonis, 1383 nucleotides. Lineage: Eukaryota; Metazoa; Mollusca; Cephalopoda; Sepiida; Sepiidae. The record is from the annotation of a GenBank genome assembly.
AUGCCUUAUUUGUUCUCUUAUUUGCCUUUUGUAUUUUCUCCUUUGUCUGUAUACUCUUUCUUUUCCCUUGCUUUUUCAACUAUGCCUUAUUUGUGCUCUUAUUGGCCUUUUGUAUUUUCUCCUUUGUCUGUAUACUCUUUCUUUUCCCUCUCUUUUUCAACUAUGCUUUAUUUGUGCUCUUAUUUGUCUUUUGUAUUUUCUCCUUUGUCUGUAUACUCUUUCUUUUCCCUCUCUUUUUCAACUAUGCUUUAUUUGUGCUCUUAUUUGUCUUUUGUAUUUUCUCCUUUGUUUGUAUACUCUUACUUUUCCCUCGCUUUUUGCAACUAUGCCUUAUUUGUGCUCUUAUUUCCCUUUUGUAUUUUUGUCUUUUUUCUGUAUACUCUUUCUCUUCCCUCGCUUUUUGAACUAUGCCUUAUUUGUGCUCUUAUAUGCGUUUUGUAUUUUCUCCUUUGUCUGUAUACUUUUUCUUUUCCCUCGCUUUUUCAACUAUGCCCUAUUUGUGCUCUUAUUUGCCUUUUGUAUUUUCUCCCUUUUCUGUAUACACUUUCUUUUCCCUCAAUUUUUAAAAUAUGCCUAAUUUGUGCUCUUAUAUGCCUUUUUUGUAUUUUCUCCUUUUCUGUAUACUCUUUCUUUUCCCUGGCUUUUUUUUCAACUAUGCCUUAUUUGUACUUAUUUCCCUUUUGUAUUUUUUGUCCUUUUCUGUAUACUCUUUCUUUUCCCUCGCAUUUUUUUUCAACUAUGCCUUAUUUGUGCUCUUAUUUGCCUUUUGUAUUUUCUCCUUUGUCUGUAUACGCUUUCUUUUUUCCCUCUUUUUCAACUAUGCCUUAUUUGUGCUCUUAUUUGCUUUUUUGUAUUUUCUCCUUUGUCUGUAUACUCUUUCUUUUCCCUCUUUUUCAACUAUGCCUUAUUUGUGCUCUUAUUUGCUUUUUUGUAUUUUCUCCUUUGUCUGUAUACUCUUUCCUUUCCCUCGCUUUUUCAACUAUGACCUAUUUGUGCUCUUAUUUGCCUUUUGUAUUUUCUCCAUUGUCUGUAUACACUUUCUUUUCCCUCGCUUUGUCAACUAUGCCUUAUUUGUGCUCUUAUUUGCCUUUUGUAUUUUCUCUUUUGUCUGUAUACUCUUUCUUUUCCUUCGCUUUUUCAACUAUGCCUUAUUUGUGCACUUAUUUGACUUUUGUAUAUUCUUCUUUGUCUGUAUACACUUUCUUUUCCCUCGCUUUGUCAACUAUGCCUUAUUUGUGCUCUUAUUUGCCUUUUGUAUUUUUUCCUUUGUCUGUAUACUCUUUCUUUUCCCUCGCUUUUUCAACUAUGCCUUAUUUGUGCUCUUAUUUGCCUUUUGUAUUUUCUCCUUUGUCUGUAUACACUUUCUUUUCCCUCGCUUUUUGA